Messenger RNA from Sesamum indicum (sesame), 2700 nucleotides. RefSeq names its product ATP-dependent zinc metalloprotease FTSH 8, mitochondrial. Lineage: Eukaryota; Viridiplantae; Streptophyta; Magnoliopsida; Lamiales; Pedaliaceae. Gene Ontology annotation, biological process: mitochondrial protein processing. Gene Ontology annotation, cellular component: m-AAA complex; chloroplast thylakoid membrane. The record is from RefSeq and is a predicted model, not a curated record. Gene Ontology annotation, molecular function: zinc ion binding; metalloendopeptidase activity; ATP hydrolysis activity.
ACCAUUUGAGAUAAUUGCGCGCAACAAUUAGAGAUAUUUGCACCAACGACGUCGUAAAUGUACUACUGCUGUAUCUACGUGAGGAGUUUGUUUGCAGGUUUUCUGUUUUAAAUUAGAGCUUUUCUCUUAGCUAGACGUUCGAUUCGACCUUCAUGUAUUGAUCAGCGAACUAGUCAUGUUUUCUCGGAUCGGAAGCUCUGUUUGUCGAUCAUCUCGUGCCUCAUUGAAUAAAGGUGCUGCUUCGGGCAGUUAUGGUGUGCGGUCGGCGACUCUCACUGAAUUUUCUUCGGGGAAGGCGUUCACGUCGUGUGAAAAUGGCGAGUUAGGGUUUUUGAGGAGCUAUUUGACUUGCAUUGGAGCGGGAAAACAGGCUGCGAAGAGUCAUGUGUUGAAGGAACUCAACUCGGUUUUCACAAACCCCAGGCUUCGGAGACUGUUUUGCAACCAAGCGCCGAAGAAAGGCAGGUAUGAAAACUAUUAUCCAAAGAACAAGACCAGAACUCCAAAAGGUAGCAAUCAGAAGUCUGAAGCCAAAGAUGCAGAGGACUCAGGCUCAGGUGAACAGUGGAAUAAUCCGGAUAUGGCAAAGCAACUUCAAAAUUUUGUUACACCCUUGUUGUUGAUUGGCUUUGUGCUUACAUCAAUGUUUAUGCGUCCUCAUGACCAGAAGCAGAUAAGCUUCCAAGAAUUCAAGAACAGGCUACUUGAACCUGGUCUUGUGGAUCACAUUGUAAUUUCAAACAAAUCAGUAGCAAAAGUAUAUGUAAGGAGUUCUUCACCUAAUAACACUCAAACAAAAGCUGACACCAGGCCAAGUUCUGCUGGGAGCAUCAAUAAUCAAAGAAACUUGAGCCGUUAUAAAUUCUAUUUUAACAUUGGAAGUAUUGAAACAUUCGAAGAGAAGCUGGAGGAAGCCCAGGAAACAUUAGGAAUUGACCCUCAUGAUUAUGUUCCAGUCACUUAUGUUUCUGAGAUGAAUUGGUUCCAAGAAUUCUUGAAGUUCGGCCCAACAUUAUUGCUUUUGGGAACUAUUAUGUACAUGGGACGGAGAAGUGGACUUGGUAUAGGAGGUCCUGGUGGGAAAGGUGGCCGUGGAAUUUUCAGCAUUGGAAAAGCGCAGAUCACGAAAUUGGAUAAGAACUCCAAGAAUAAGGUUUACUUUAAAGAUGUAGCUGGUUGUGAUGAGGCAAAACAAGAAAUCAUGGAGUUUGUGCACUUUCUAAAGAAUCCAAAAAAGUAUGAGUUGUUGGGGGCAAAAAUUCCAAAAGGUGCUCUUCUUGUUGGCCCUCCUGGGACAGGAAAGACACUUCUCGCUAAAGCAACUGCCGGAGAAUCUGGUGUACCCUUUCUCUCCAUAUCCGGGUCAGAUUUCAUGGAAAUGUUUGUUGGAGUUGGACCAUCCAGGGUCCGCAACUUAUUUCAAGAGGCAAGGCAAUGUUCACCAAGUAUUAUAUUCAUCGAUGAAAUAGAUGCAAUAGGUAGAGCAAGAGGUCGUGGGGCAUUUAGUGGAGGUCAUGAUGAGCGUGAAAGUACAUUAAAUCAGUUGCUUGUAGAAAUGGAUGGGUUUGGGACCACCUCUGGCGUUGUUGUGCUUGCUGGGACAAAUCGGCCUGAUAUAUUGGACAAAGCUUUGUUAAGGCCUGGACGGUUUGAUCGUCAAAUCACCAUUGAUAAGCCUGACAUAAAAGGCCGUCAUCAGAUAUUCAAUAUCUAUCUGAAGAAGUUGAAACUUGAUAAAGAGCCAUCAUAUUAUUCCCAGAGGCUUGCUGCUCUGACUCCUGGAUUUGCUGGAGCUGACAUUGCUAACGUCUGUAAUGAAGCUGCUUUAGUUGCUGCAAGGACCGAGAGUACAUUAAUUACAUUGAAACAUUUUGAGGCAGCUAUUGAUCGUGUUAUUGGGGGUCUUGAAAAGAAAAACAAGGUUGUUAGCAAGGUGGAGCGCCGAACUGUUGCUUAUCAUGAAGCUGGCCAUGCUGUUGCUGGAUGGUUUCUGGAACAUGCUGAACCAUUGCUUAAAGUUACAAUUGUUCCUCGUGGUACUGCAGCCCUUGGUUUUGCCCAAUAUGUCCCAAGUGAAAAUCUUUUGAUGACCAAAGAGCAACUUUUUGACAUGAUAUGUAUGACCCUUGGUGGCCGGGCAGCAGAGCAGGUUUUGCUUGGGAAGAUCUCGACAGGAGCCCAAAAUGAUCUAGAGAAGGUCACCAAGUUGACCUAUGACCAAGUUGCUGUAUAUGGUUUCAGUGAAAAAGUAGGUCUUCUUUCCUUCCCUCAGAGGGAACAGGGCUUUGAGAUGAGCAAGCCCUACAGCAGCAAGACUGCUGCAAUCAUAGACAAUGAAGUAAGAGAAUGGACUGGGAAAGCAUACACCCGCACAGUUCAACUGAUAGAGGAACAUAAAGAGCAUGUUGCUCAGAUUGCUGAAUUGUUGCUAGAGAAGGAGGUCUUGCAUCAGGAAGACUUGGUUCGCGUUCUAGGUGAGCGUCCUUUUAAGAGUAGUGAGCCGACAAAUUAUGAUAGGUUCAAACAAGGAUUUGUGGAAAAUAAAGAAGAGACUACAAGUAUUCCUAAAGGUAACAACUCAGAGGAUGAUAGGUCAUCAUCAUUGGAGCCACAUGUUGUUCCAACAUAAUCAAUGGCCAGUAAGUUAUUUGUAUAUGAGUACAUUACCAAUUUGCUGUGUUUGAACCAUAAAAGAAAAUA